This is a messenger RNA of Cicer arietinum (chickpea), 819 nucleotides long. Its product is annotated as protein NUCLEAR FUSION DEFECTIVE 6, mitochondrial-like. Gene Ontology annotation, cellular component: mitochondrion. NCBI's taxonomy places the organism in Eukaryota, Viridiplantae, Streptophyta, Magnoliopsida, Fabales, Fabaceae. The record is from RefSeq and is a predicted model, not a curated record.
AUCGGAAAUGAAGAAAUACAAAAACCCCACCCACCAAAACCUCCGGUGCUCGCCCCUCCACGAUGUCCGCCGUCAGAUGUUUCCUUCGCUCCGCCGCUUCUCGCGCAGCAAGUACGUCGAAUCUGGCCGCCGGAGGCAGAGCUAGACCUACACGAUCAAUGUUUCAGAUCCCAAAGCAAAGCUCAAUUUCUAAUCGCAUUUCCAGAUUACCGGUGGAGAUGAGUUGCGGCGUGGAAUCGUUGCUUCCUUAUCACACUGCAACAGCUUCCGCAUUGUUGACUUCAAUGCUCUCAGUCUCUCGCCACUCUUACGGUUGGACUCCUGAAGGCUCGUGAUCAUUUGCACUUUGGCUUUAGGCUUGGGGACUAGCCAUGUAAUGUUUCUGUCAUUUGGACUUGCUUUGCAUUGAUGGAUUUUGUUUUGUAUCGAUAUAUGUUUUGCAAUUUAUAAAUUACAAUUGUACACUACUAUGGUUUAAUUAUGUUGGUUGUUUGGUUCUGAUUGCAGUGGUAGUGUAUAGUUUAACUUUCUUAAACUGUUUCCUUUUUUAAUUCUAGAUGGAUGAUUGCUGUUUUUGGGUGCGGUUCGUUGCGCAUACUUUCCAUGGAUUUCAGUUUUACUUUUUUAGGCCUUAGAGGAUUUUCUCGUAGGUUGAAUGUGAAAACUUCAAGCAUUAAAUUGUACAAGCACUCAGAGCUGUUACCGUGCUUUAGGUAUGAUUGUUACUUUAUUCAAUCACCACUGCAACAUUUUUUUGCCUGCAAAUUACGAUUGAUUUCACCCUGAUAUUGGAAUAGAUGGCCCUGGUUUUCAAUGUGA